Molecule: messenger RNA, 4393 nt
Organism: Amoebophrya sp. A120
Lineage: Eukaryota; Dinophyceae; Syndiniales; Amoebophryaceae
Source: the annotation of a GenBank genome assembly
GGAUCCUGAAAAUAUAAUUAUCGCGUCAUGGUAUGCUCCCCAAAGACGACCGCGUCUAUCUUUUUUUUUGUUUGAUGAAUUGAUUUCCCAUCAAAGCCGUUUAGAGGGCCGACAACGUAGGAAGAGCACCCUGCAUGCAUGUGCGUCUAGCUGUACUAAUUCUUUGUCUUUCUAUAAUUGCUUCAGGCCAAAGUAAGUCGAAGUCCUCGGUAGGAACAGCCUAGAACAAAUGAACAAGGGUGGGUUACAUUCGUCUGGACCUAACCCCCGCUAGUGGGCACCCACUAGCGGGGGUUAGGACUUUUUGAAAAAAAGCACAUGUAACCCACCCUUGUUCGUCCAUGUGAGAGGAAGCAGAAGUCGCUUCGCGAAAGAAGCCCGCUGAACUCAGCGUCCGGGAUGCCAGCCCCGGCGGAAUUGAUCGGGAAAGAGCAUCAUGCCUCUGAAGGACAAAUACCGUUGUAGAACUUUACUCGCCAUGGAGUGCUCGCCUCUCAGCAGGCGUCUCGGCUUUUGGUAAUAAAUUGGCCCAGCAGGACCUCUAGCAUCAAAGCGAGGGAGGUAGGUGGUUGGGUGGUCCUCGGCUGUGCGAGUGUGGCCUUUCGCUUCCAAUGGAAGGAUUAGUGCAAGCACAAGGACAGAGGCAGAGCAGCUGUUGCAGAAGCUGACCCAGGGCCAGCAGUUGGCCCCGGCAUGCAAUCCAAGGCGCCGCUGGCUAUAAUUCAUCCCUGGGAGGCCCCGUGCCGGAUGAGUAGAGGCAUGCCCGAAGAGGUGGACUGCCGGGCACCUAUUCUGGGUCACACUCAGCGCGCUCGGAUGUUCUUCUUUUGUAUCUUUUGCGAUGCCCUUCCGCGCGCCAUUUUGAGGCAGGCGCGCGCUGCGUGUGUGAGCGUGUUCUUUAGAAGGCCCGGCGUUGUGCUAUGCAUGUGCCUCAGUGCCAUCUUCUAUGAGUGUGGCGGCCCGGGCACUAAAGCAGGCGCAGCCGUAAAAAGAGGCACGAAAACAGGUAAAAAAAAAGGCAGAAAAGCAGGCGCGCAAACAGGCACAAAAACAGGGACAAACGCAAGCGCCGCUGGCUAGGAGCAUCAAGGCCAAAAAGAAGAUCAUUGUGACCCCGUGCUUAAAUUCCGGUAGUCGAAGUACUCACUCUUUGUCUUUCUAUAAUUGCUUCAGGCCAAAGUAAGUCGAAGUCCUCGGUAGGAACAGCUAGCUGAUCUUGAUUUAGCUUCCGGCCGAUUCAGAAGUUGUAGUUUCACUGAUCUUCACUUCGGACCUGUUUACUACGGAGAAGUUAAGCACAACUAGCGAUUUUUCUGUGAAAAUCCUUCUCUCUGCAAAAAUCGAAAUGCACUAACUUCAAACUGCACGUGCAAACGCGACACUUUUACGAUAUAAUUCUUUAUUUCCAACAGAUCGAAUUUACUACUUUUCGUUUUUUUUUCUACAUCAAAGAAAAACCGUCAACACCAUGACUACCACCGCGAUGACCGUCGGCGGCGGAAAGGCCACCGGCACGGGGGUUCAGAGCAAGAACUGCUUUGUGAUCCAGAAACAGGCCCUGUCUGUCAGAAUACAACCCCUCGCGUUAAUGACGAUUCUGGAUGCCUACGCACGCAUCCCAAAGAAGGAACACCGAGCAAUCGGUACUUACUACAGAGAAGACGAUACUUUUUUCAUCGGCAUGUGAAAAUUACCGAAAGAAAAUCAAAAUGAGGCAGUUUGCAUGGUUGGUAUGUUGAGUAUGACAUCACCAGAUCUCUUUAUUUCUACCUUACUUACCGUCAAGCUGCGCAUCGAUUUACUUAAAAGGAAUUGGAAUCCAAAAUCUAAAUCACCAUCAACAGGAACUCUUAUGGGCAUGGUAUCGGAGGGGAACAUUCUCGAAAUUGUGGACGCUUUCCAAGUGGUGCAUUCAGAUUUGCAGCAGGCGGAGCGAGGUACAUGAAACACUUUCGUUGCUGCUGGAUUUCUACCCAAAAAGUAUGUUCGAAGAUAAACACGGGUGUUGGUCCUGCACAUUGCGCAUGAGCUGCAAUACAUCGAUCGGAUCACCACGACGAGCAAAUCGGCUCUCAUUUUUUAGGCCUGAGAAAAAUAUCAAAAUCAAAAAAAAAAAGCCGCAUCAGAAUAUGGAGAUAGAAUCUCACAACACCAUCCCCAUCAAAACAGGUGUGCUUAUGGACCAGAACUACCACGGGCGAUUUGUGAAGCUGCGACAGCACGUUAACAACAAGGAGCAAGUAGUCGGCUGGUUUUCCGUCGGGGAGGACCACGCGAUUGACGAAAACACGCUGGCCAUCCACCAGUUCUACCGAACAAAGGAGUCAAAAUUUACGCCGAAUCCCGCACAAAACUUGAGGGACCCGGUUUACCUGCAGGUAAAAAUGUUGUAUUCACUAGUUCGUGUCGUGGUGUCACACAGCUGGUGCGCUUUUUCUUGUGAUGCAUUCCUUCAUCUUCGGGCACCACACGCGCAACAUCUAUCCAUCCUUGCUUUAUUUGAAUUUGAUGCUACGUACAGCUUUAUUUACCUUCAAGUUCAACAGUAUCGAAUAUUGAACGCAACCAGGUCGACACCACGAUCCGAGACUGCGCCGUGCCUAUGGAGAUCAAGAUUUUUACUUCGGAUUUCGUCGCGGGGACGGAUCAGAACCUGAUCCAGUUUUACGAGCUGCCCAUCGUCGCCAACGUUCCGGGCGCGGAAAUGAACAUUGUCCAAAUGCUGUCAAACGUAAACAGCAAGAACAACAUGCUGGAAACGGAAGAGGCGCUCGUACUAUAUUAUUUUACGGCGCAUGCAGAACAUGCUACUUAAUUUCUAUACGCAGACCUCAAAAGAAGGAUCAGACUGUGGCUCGAGUCAAAUAACCUGUUUAAUAGCGGGCAAAGAACACGAAGAACCGAGAUCGGUGCUGGUUUUUUGCCGUGGAAGUUCUUAUGGCUAUAAUAUUCCCUCAUUAUCGAUCAAAAUCUUCACAAAAACUCUCUACUCAGGGCUCAACUGCAUUGGAUAACUUCCUGCGACAACUGCAAGACUUGAAGCAGUUGUUUGGCCUGGCACGGGAAUACAUCGCCGACGUUUUGACAGAGAAGAAGACGCCAAAUCCGGAGGUAUGAUUUAAUAUAGAUGUGUUGAUUGUAUUGCUGUACUUAUAGUGUUAUGCAUGACAAAUUAGGUUCUUCCUGCGCUAGAGCAGCAUGAUCGUGAAUUCCGGCUGAGCAAAUUUGUAUCAUGCAAAAAACGUUUAUCCCAGGUCGGCCGUGCCCUCUCCCGUGCCCUGGAAGGUGACAUUAUCGGCGACGAGGACAAACUCGACGCGUUGAUCAACGGCGCUACCCAGGACGUACUGAUGUGCCGCUACCUAUCCAGUUUGUGCAAAGCCCAGAUCGUGCUGGCUGAAAAGAUCCAGCACCUGCUCGCGGCCCAGAGUGCGGGCAACCAGGAAAUGUAGAGCAGAUGAAGACUUGGUAAACGGAGAAACAGAAGGGGUCUCGGGAAUAUAUGUGCCCCACUCCGAUGUGGUGAAAAGAAUUAUCUUGCAACAACAGCGAAUUAAGGCGAAGAACUGAACCUCCUGCUCAACACUUAAGCAACUGCGCAGAUGUUUAUUUUCCAAGAAGAUUUUUUCUGUGCAAGGUCAAGGCCGAACGCCCCCCCCUCCAGAGUGAUGAAGUUUGGAAUGAUAGGAACUUCAGCGCACGCUACGAAAAUAGAUGAAGCAACGACUGCCAAGUCCAAGGAGAGGAAAACCAGAGGUGAAAACAAAAAGAUGCAAGACCGCCACCACCAGUUUCACCAAAUGAAGAACCACGACAGCUACAUCAACAUCUCCGUCAAAUAUCAAGCAAAUGAAACAACAACUGUAUCAAGCACUGCGCAGGCACAUGCUUGUCCUCUCAGUUUCUGUACACCAAACUACGUAGCAUAAUUCUGAAGUCAAUCUUACACACGAAUAUAGCAGAGGAGCCAUAAUCAGCGACGUCUCCUCGACGAAGACAAUGCAUAUACUAUGCUUCGAAACCUUUUUACCAUGUCAAUUUACACUUACUCUCUGGAGAUUCGACCGGUCUCAAAGUGUCGAUGGGAAAUUCUUGCUAGGGAGGUCCGCUCGUAUGGGGAAGAUACUAGGGAGGUGCUACGCCCAUUGCUUCUGUCUUUAUACUAGCGCAGAAAAAGAAUAAGGAGCUGGUCGCGCACUAUAAAUCUCAUUCAUCAACAGCUGCGCGUAAAGGUAAAAAUGAACAGUGACACGUGAUAAAAACACGCCCCUGCGAGCGGGUCAACAGGACGCAAAUGUACGACAUCUUCGCAGAAUUUCUUCGCUUUUCAAAACACGCAAAAAUAUAUAAACAACAGACCGGUGAGAACGUACUUUCCGGAUGAACAACUCAC